AUGGCGCGUCUCCGCCACUCUACACCUUUCACCAACUUCACACUUCUGCGUCCGCAAUCUAACGUAUCCAAGGAAAACAUGCAGGUCGACAGCCCUGCCACUGCCGUUGAACAGCUCAAGGAAGCGUCCGGUAACAACGGCGACAUCGAUGAGUCCCUCUACAGCAGGCAGCUGUAUGUCCUGGGCCAUGAGGCCAUGAAGCGCAUGGGCUCUUCCAACGUCCUCGUUGCUGGUCUGCGGGGUCUCGGUGUCGAGAUUGCGAAGAACAUCGCCCUAGCUGGUGUCAAGUCGCUGACACUCUACGAUCCCAAGCCCGCCGCUCUCGCCGACCUCUCGUCGCAGUUCUUCCUCACGCCCGCCGAUGUGGGAAAGCCACGCGCCUCCGUCACCGUACCGCGCGUCUCCGAACUCAACCCAUACACACCUGUGCAGGAAUUCAGCGGAGGAGAUCUGACGUCGGACUUGUCGCAGUUGAAGCAGUUCCAGGUCAUUGUCCUUACCGACACUCGGCUCGAAGAUCAAAUCAAGAUCGCAGACUACUGCCACGACAACGGCAUCUACGUCGUCAUCACCGACACAUACGGACUGUUCGGUACUAUCUUCACCGAUUUCGGCAAGAACUUCACCAUCGGUGAUCCGACGGGCGAGAAUGUCAACAACGGCAUCAUUGCCGGGAUUGAUGAGGAGGGUAUUGUCUCGGCACUAGACGAGACAAGACACGGCCUGGAGGAUGGCGAUUGGGUCACAUUCUCAGAAGUUGAGGGUAUGGAGGGCCUCAACGGCUGUGCGCCUCGCAAGAUUGAGGUCAAGGGGCCUUACACCUUCUCCAUUGGCGAUGUAUCUGGCCUCGGAGAGUACAAGAAGGGAGGACAGUUCAUCCAGGUCAAGAUGCCCAAGAUCAUCGACUUUGAGCCCUUCAGCAAGCAGCUCAAGAAGCCCGAGCUUCUCAUCUCCGACUUCGCCAAGUUCGACCGACCGCAACAGCUCCAUGUUGGUAUCCAGGCCAUCCACAAGUUUGCGAAUCUCCACAAGGGCGAGUUCCCACGUCCUCACCACGAAGCCGAUGCGGAUGAGCUCUUCAAGAUUGCACAAGAAAUCGCAAAUGAGGGCGAGGAGAAGGUCGAGCUGGAUGAGAAGCUCAUCAAGGAGCUCAGUUACCAGGCUCGUGGUGACCUCAGUCCCGUCGCUGCCUUCUUUGGUGGCAUGGCUGCUCAGGAAGUCUUGAAGUCAGUGUCUGGAAAGUUCCAUCCCAUCGUUCAGUUCCUCUACUUCGAUUCGCUAGAGUCGAUCCCUACCUCCACAACCCGUUCGGAAGAGCAGUGUGCUCCGAUUGGCUCGCGCUACGACGGUCAAAUCGCUGUAUUGGGACAGGAAUACCAGAAGAAGCUCAGCAACGUCAAGCAGUUCCUCGUUGGUGCGGGUGCCAUCGGCUGCGAGAUGUUGAAGAACUGGGCGAUGAUGGGUCUUGGCACUGGCCCUGAUGGCAAGAUCACUGUCACUGACAACGACCAAAUCGAGAAGAGCAACUUGAACCGACAAUUUUUGUUCAGACCAGCGGAUGUUGGCAAACUAAAGAGCGAUGCUGCCGCAAAGGCAGUCCAGGUUAUGAACCCUGACCUCAGCGGAAAGAUCGUGACACUACAGGACAAGGUCGGCCCGGAGACAGAGCACAUCUUCAACGAAGAGUUCUGGAAUUCCCUGGACGGUGUAACGAAUGCACUGGACAACGUAGAGGCGCGUACAUACGUCGACCGACGAUGCGUAUUCUUCCGCAAGCCUCUGCUCGACAGCGGUACUCUCGGUACCAAGGGCAACACCCAGGUUGUUCUGCCGUUCAUCACAGAGUCUUACUCUUCAUCUCAAGAUCCACCCGAGAAGUCGUUCCCUAUGUGCACACUAAGGAGUUUCCCCAACCGAAUUGAGCACACGAUUGCCUGGGCGCGGGAGUCGUUCGAUUCGCUGUUUGUCAAGGGUCCGGAGAUUGUCAACCUUUACCUGACACAACCGGACUACCUUGGCGCAUCGCUGAAGCAGUCUGGUAACGAGAAGCAGACUCUGGAGACCCUGCGGGAAUUCUUGGUCACGGAGAAGCCGUUGUCGUUUGACGACUGCAUCAUCUGGGCCCGUCAUCAGUUCGAGAAGAACUACAACCACGCGAUUGCGCAAUUGCUUUACAACUUUCCCAAGGACUCCAAGACAGGCUCCGGUCAGCCAUUCUGGUCGGGACCCAAGCGCGCGCCGGACCCAUCGAAGUUUGACUCUUCAAACCCAACUCACUUCACCUACGUGGAAGCUGCUGCCACCCUACACGCAUUCAACUACGGCAUCAAGCCAAAUGCGUCCAAGGAGCACUACGUCGAAGUUCUCAACGAUAUGAUCGUUCCCGACUUCCAGCCCGACCCUACAGUGAAGAUCCAGGCCGACGAAAAGGAGCCAGAUCCGAAUGCCAACCAGGCUGGUGGAGACGACAAUGAGUCGCUCGACAGCAUCAUCAGCCAAUUGCCGGCACCCAAGUCUCUUGCCGGGUUCAAGCUUGAGCCCGUCGAGUUUGAGAAGGAUGAUGACUCCAACCACCACAUCGACUUCAUCACUGCUGCCAGCAACCUUCGUGCCGAGAACUACAAGAUCGAGCAGGCUGACCGACACAAGACCAAGUUUAUUGCUGGUAAGAUCAUCCCGGCCAUCGCCACCACGACGGCUUUGGUCACCGGUCUCGUCAACCUUGAGCUGUACAAGAUCAUCGACGGCAAGACGGACAUUGAGCAAUACAAGAACGGCUUCAUCAACUUAGCCUUGCCAUUCUUUGGAUUCAGUGAGCCGAUUGCUAGCCCGAAGGGUACAUAUCAAGGGCACGAUGGCGAAGUUACGAUCGAUAAGCUAUGGGACCGUUUCGAGGUGGAUGAUAUCCCCUUGAAGGACUUCGUGGCGCAUUUCGAGAAGAAGGGUCUGUCAAUUCAGAUGAUAAGCUCUGGCGUCAGUUUGCUUUACGCAUCAUUCUAUCCUCCAUCCAAGUUGAAGGACAGGAUGCCGCUUACUAUGAGCAAGCUUGUGGAGCACGUGAGCAGGAAGCCGGUACCGGAGCACCAGAAGAACGUUAUCUUCGAGAUAACAGCUGAAGAUCAGAAGGAGGAGGACGUUGAGAUCCCGUACGUCAUGGUCAAGUUGAAGUAG
This is a messenger RNA of Alternaria metachromatica, 3171 nucleotides long. RefSeq lists its product as uncharacterized. Gene Ontology annotation, cellular component: SUMO activating enzyme complex; cytoplasm. Gene Ontology annotation, molecular function: SUMO activating enzyme activity. The coding region runs from base 1 to 3171 and encodes 1056 amino acids. The transcript is spliced from 3 exons. The record is from RefSeq and is a predicted model, not a curated record. NCBI's taxonomy places the organism in Eukaryota, Fungi, Ascomycota, Dothideomycetes, Pleosporales, Pleosporaceae. Gene Ontology annotation, biological process: protein sumoylation.